AGUGACAACAACAAAAACAACAAGAACAAAUAAAUAAUUAUUAAAAAUUGCACUAAUUGUAAUAAUGAUUUUCAUUUGACAUUCUUUUAUUAUUAGUUUAUAGUUUACUUAUUAGUAAUUCUAAAAUGUCGUUCAAUGUGAAUUGGAUUGUUGAUAAAUAUAGAGAAGAACAUGAAAGUGAUGAACACUGGCUGUUACGGAAAGCAUUCAUGGAGCGAUGGAAGAAUAAUUAUCCCGAAGAAAGACUUGUUUGCUUGGCGCGAGUGUUUACAAACAUGGAAUUUAUGGGAUGCCGGUAUCCGUUGGAAACUAUGCAAGAGGUUGCGACUCUAUCAAAAGAGGUAGCCAAAGAAUAUCGACUACUAAGAAAAACAAAACUCCAAAGGACUUUUGUGUCUGCCUCUGAUGCAGCAGGAGAUAGAGCUAAGGGCAUUAAAAGAGAAGGUGGAGUAAUUGUGGAAGCAGAGCCAACAAAGAAGACAAAAAUAUUGUUUGUGCCACAAGGAACAGAAGUAGUUGAUUUGGAGGAAUCUGUAGAAGAUGAAACAAUAGAGAAAGACUGUGAAAUAGAUAAUUUUGCAAAAACAACAAUUGUAAAUGAUUAUGCUGAGGAAAUGUCCAAAGUAAAUUGUCUGAAUGUUAAAAUCUUUAGAGAUGAUAUGUUUAUGACAGAAUUUGGGCGUUUCGUUUUACUAAUAAGACCAUGGACAGGAAAAAUGAGUAAUAUUCAAAGCAGCUGUCAAUCAAGCCAAUUAUCACUAGAUAACACUUACUACAAUAAUUGCUACAAAUUAACACUAAACGGGAAGCUGCUGGCUGAAGCAACUGGUCCAACUAAAGUGGAAGCGAAGAAUAUUGUUGAGAUGAUGGCAUGGAAUAGGUUAAAAGAAAACACAGUAAGUCUGUUGAUAAAGGAACAAUGGAGAUCUGAUGGUGACAAGAUAUCCAUGAGUGAUGUUGCUGGAGAGAAAGAGAGAUUUGGUACACCUGUGGAGAAUACAGUUGCUACAAAAAUGAUGAAACUAAUGGGCUGGAAAGGUGGCGGCUUGGGGGCUGACGCACAGGGUAUUGCUGAACCAAUAAAGCCUAAUUUACAAAUGGUCAAUCGUGCUGGUCUCGGCAGCAACUCCCGGGACAUUCGACAGCUACGCCUCUCCGGUACCCAGCUGAUGCAGCGCUUCCUCAGGUCAUCACUUUUGGAUGUAGACCUGGUGUUCAGCAACGAGUUCAGCAAGGAAGAGAGAGCUGUGCUGCAUUUGUGCGCGAAGAAGGCCGGCCUUGCGUCCAAAAGCUAUGGUGGUGAUGCUGACCGGUUUUUAGUGGUAAAGAAGAAACUGGACCCUUUCUCAUUGGUCCGCGCUGUGGUAGACAAAGGUGGCAACACUGCCAAAUAUCAGGUUUUCAUACCGGCAUCAAUGGCUCGGAGAUAACUAUAAAUAUAUUAUACUAUGUUAAA
Molecule: messenger RNA, 1456 nt
Organism: Leptidea sinapis
Lineage: Eukaryota; Metazoa; Arthropoda; Insecta; Lepidoptera; Pieridae
Exons: 7
Coding region: 126-1430 (434 amino acids)
Molecular function (GO): nucleic acid binding
Source: RefSeq, a predicted model, not a curated record